AUGGCUGCACCUACGUCUCGACCUCUAGAGUACCUAGAAGGUCUGCCUGGUGCGACAUUCCUCCAAUUAUACAAGCAACCAUCUACUGCACUCGCUAUUUUCCGGCGCAUGUUGCCUGAUCUGGCAAAAUGUUUUGUGAUGGCCCUGCUAUAUCUGAAGGACCCGCUUCCUUCCGCUGAUCUGGAGAUCUGGGUCAAGACAGAAAGCAAGAAACAGCGAGAUAACGCAUUAUCGAUCUUGGGCCGGCUUCAUAUUUUGGCUAACGCUCGUACCGACGACAAUACUCGGGCGUACAUGGUCACCAACCCGUUCGCGUCAUCGCUGCGCCAAGCUCUCACAGGCUCCGAGGACACACAGUCCUUUGGUGUCUUUUCCCAAAUACCCGAACAAAGUAAAGUCUCAAUUCAUGAUCUGGACGAAUACGGUCGACGACAAUGGGAAGGUGUCUUGGGUUACAUGGUUGGAACAAGUGCUCUCACUGGAAACCGUGAUACCGUGAACUUGAGCAAGGGUGUGAAAACAUUGCUACAAGCAGGCAAUCUCGUCGAAAUCAGGGGCGGACGCGUGGAUAUCACGAAGGAUGGCUUUGGUUUUGUGCUACAAGAUGUCAACACGCAGGUCUGGCACAUCAUGAUCCUCUAUGUUGAGAGUGCUGAAUCGCUCGGCAUGGAUCGAGUGGAGGUUCUCUCAUUCCUAUUCCUACUCAGCAGUCUGGAGCUGGGUCAAUCUUACGAGAAGACGGGAAUGACAUCGACCCAACUUCGCACUUUGGCUGACCUGUCAGACUUCGGUAUCGUCUACCAAGAAAGUCCUGAGGCGCCGCGGUUCUAUCCCACACGACUUGCCACAACCUUGACUUCUGAUUCGAGUGCACUGGGAACUGCAGGCAGUGGUUCACUGACUGGACCUGGCGACCAGCCAGGCGGCUCAGGAUCGGGAUUCAUCAUCAUCGAAACCAACUAUCGCCUCUACGCAUACACGUCAUCUCCCCUCCAGAUCUCUCUUAUCUCUCUCUUUACCAAUUUGAAAUACCGCUUCCCCAAUUUGGUGACAGGCAAGAUCAACCGCCAAUCGGUGCGCCGGGCCAUUGAGACAGGUAUUACAGCCGAGCAGAUUAUCUCUUAUCUGCAUUCGCAUGCCCAUCCUCAGCUGCGUAAACAUAAUGCUGGCAAUCCCACAUCGAACUCGUCAUUACAGGCCCCAGUGCUUCCCCCUACAGUGACCGAUCAGAUUCGUCUGUGGCAGCUUGAGCGUGAUCGUCUCAGAGCCACAGCAGGCUUCCUGUUUAAGGACUUUACCAGCUUGGCUGAAUAUGAAGCUCCCUGCAAUUAUGCCGCAGAGAUUGGUGUUUUGGUCUGGAAGUCUGACAAAAAGCGCAUGUUUUUCGUAUCACGGCACGAACAGGUAGCUGCCUUCCUCAGGCAACGGAGAUAG
Messenger RNA from Penicillium odoratum, 1434 nucleotides. Its product is annotated as TFIIH/NER complex subunit TFB2. Gene Ontology annotation, molecular function: double-stranded DNA binding; ATPase activator activity. The transcript is spliced from 3 exons. The record is from RefSeq and is a predicted model, not a curated record. Gene Ontology annotation, biological process: nucleotide-excision repair. The coding region runs from base 1 to 1434 and encodes 477 amino acids. Lineage: Eukaryota; Fungi; Ascomycota; Eurotiomycetes; Eurotiales; Aspergillaceae. Gene Ontology annotation, cellular component: transcription factor TFIIH core complex; transcription factor TFIIH holo complex.